CACAAGAAAAACAAAACAGAGGAGAAAAAAUGUCUGAGAAUGCAACUCAUCAUGUGGUGAUGCUUCCAUGGUCUGCAUUUGGCCAUUUGAUUCCGUUUUUCCAACUCUCCAUAGACAUAGCCAAAUCAGGCAUUCAUGUCUCCUUCAUUUCAACACCAAAAAACAUUCAAAGGCUUCCAAAACCACCUUCAGAUUUAUCUCAUCUUUUACAUUUGGUGGAAAUUCCAUUUCCAUCAUCAUUAGACUCAUCACAUCUCUCUGGUGGUGAGGCUACUGUGGACAUUCCAUUUGACAAAAUUCAGUACCUCAAGUUAGCAUGGGAUCAAAUGCAAAAUCCAGUGAAGGAAUUUGUGUCUAAGUUGCAACCGAAUUGGAUCAUUUGUGACUUUCAUAUACACUGGGCUGUAGAGAUUGCUCAAGAGCUUCAUGUGAAACUCAUGUACUUCUCUGUUUACUCUGCUUCCAGUAUUGUGUUUUAUGGAUCACCUGGUUCAUUGAGAGCUCUAACAUCACCAGAAGUCCUAACAUCACCAAGAGAAUGGGUGAAUUUUCCGUCAUCAGUGGCUUUUCAACGAAACGAGGCCAUUGCGUUCUAUCAAGGUGCAUACAUAGAAAAUGUGACCGGGGUAAGAGACAUUGAUAGGUUUGCCAAUAUAAUAGAAGGCGCGAACGCUGUAUCGUUUCGCAGCUGCUAUGAGAUGGAAGGUGAGUAUUUGAAUCUAUAUCAAGAACUUAUUGAGAAGCCGGUGAUUCCUGUAGGUUUGCUUCCUCCGGAGAUGCCAGAGAGAAGACUUGUUGAUGAGUCUUGGAGUAAGACUUUCGAGUGGCUUGAUGCGCAAGCAACAAAGUCGGUAGUCUUUGUUGGGUUUGGUAGUGAGUGUAAGUUGAACAAAGAGCAAGUUUUUGAGAUAGCUUAUGGAUUAGAGCUUUCUGAAUUACCAUUUUUGUGGACAUUGAGAAAACCAAGUUGGGCAAUUCAUGAUCAUGAUUCUCUGCCUCUUGGAUUUUGUGAAAGAACAUCAAAGAGAGGAAAAGUUUGUUUUGGAUGGGCACCACAAAAGGAAAUUUUGGCACAUAAAUCUAUUGGGGGGUCUUUGUUUCAUUCUGGCUGGGGAUCUAUAAUUGAGACUUUGAUGUUUGGCCACACUCUUGUAGUGUUGCCAUUCAUUCUUGAUCAAUCUCUCAAUGCAAAGGCUUUGGUUGAUAAGGGUCUUGCCAUUGAAGUGAAGAGAAACAAUGAAGAUGGUUCAUUUAGUAGAGAUGACAUAGCCAAAUGCGUCAGAGAAGCUAUGGUAUUGGAGGAAGGAGAGAAGCUUAGAAUCAAGACAAGAGAAAUUGCUAAAGUUGUAGGAGAUUUGAAGCUUCACCAUGAUUACAUGGAAGCAUUUGUCAAGUUUCUUAGGACUUGAUGAAUCUGAGAAUAGACCUUGUUAUUAGUCCAAAUGUUUCUUAUAUUGAGUGAUUAAUGAAUAAACUCUUAGGUUGUGUUUGAUUAGUGUCUUAAGACAGAUGCAGAUAUAUUGAGACUAUGGAGUCAGAUAAGAUAGUUAUUGAACAAACUCUUAAUGUUAUGGAUGUAUUUAAAUGUGACUUAAGCAGUAGAUCAACUAUGUAAUAAAUUAUCUUCUGCUGUUGA
This is a messenger RNA of Arachis duranensis, 1636 nucleotides long. RefSeq names its product putative UDP-rhamnose:rhamnosyltransferase 1. The transcript has a single exon. The record is from RefSeq and is a predicted model, not a curated record. Gene Ontology annotation, molecular function: UDP-glycosyltransferase activity. NCBI's taxonomy places the organism in Eukaryota, Viridiplantae, Streptophyta, Magnoliopsida, Fabales, Fabaceae. The coding region runs from base 30 to 1409 and encodes 459 amino acids.